AUGAAAGAGAACGACAUUAAUUCUGAUCACAUCGAAGUGACAUCCCAAGAUCUGUUUCGCCAAGGAGCACACGCUCUGGCUGGUGAAUCCAGCCGUAAUGACCCAGUACCUGUCAGCUCAUCACCAUCAUCCGGUGUACAGAUCCCACAGAGGUACAAGAUCGACGGGGUCAGGAGCGAGUUCUCGUCGACGAAUUUCACAUCCUUGCCCGACGCGUAUCUAGCGACGUGGCGUCCAACCGCUCUGAUCCGCCACCCUGCAUUGGUGUUUCCCUCUUCUCAACGAGCGAUGCACAGUUUGAAAGCAGGGGGGUUUAUGGAACCCGAAAUGGUGGAACCGAUACCGGAGCUUCACCCUAUGCAGUGA
Molecule: messenger RNA, 366 nt
Organism: Aspergillus saccharolyticus JOP 1030-1
Lineage: Eukaryota; Fungi; Ascomycota; Eurotiomycetes; Eurotiales; Aspergillaceae
Exons: 2
Coding region: 1-366 (121 amino acids)
Source: RefSeq, a predicted model, not a curated record